AUGGUUUCUACUCUCGAAUCCAUCCACCCCGGCGACGGUAAAAACUUCCCAAAGCCAGGCCAAACUAUCACCAUGCACUACCACGGUACUCUGCUCGAUGGCUCUGUAUUUGACAGCUCUUACAGAAGAGGACAGCCAUUUUCAUCCCCAAUUGGAAUUGGAAGGUUGAUUGGCGCUUGGGAUCAAUGUGUACCUCAAAUGUCUAUCGGCCAAAAGGCAAUCAUCACUGCCACCCCUGAAGUUGGCUACGGUGAAAGAGGUUUCCCCCCAGUGAUUCCACCAAACGCAACUCUCAAAUUCGAAGUUGAAUUGCUUGCUAUUCAAUAG
Molecule: messenger RNA, 327 nt
Organism: Wallemia ichthyophaga EXF-994
Lineage: Eukaryota; Fungi; Basidiomycota; Wallemiomycetes; Wallemiales; Wallemiaceae
Product: protein 1
Exons: 3
Coding region: 1-327 (108 amino acids)
Molecular function (GO): peptidyl-prolyl cis-trans isomerase activity
Source: RefSeq, a predicted model, not a curated record